This is a messenger RNA of Hypoxylon fragiforme, 2298 nucleotides long. Its product is annotated as MFS general substrate transporter. Bases 608 to 2200 code for a protein of 530 amino acids. Gene Ontology annotation, biological process: transmembrane transport. Gene Ontology annotation, molecular function: transmembrane transporter activity. The record is from RefSeq and is a predicted model, not a curated record. NCBI's taxonomy places the organism in Eukaryota, Fungi, Ascomycota, Sordariomycetes, Xylariales, Hypoxylaceae. The transcript has 4 exons.
CACUUACGUACUUACCUAACCUACAUAUGUAAGUAUACCUAGUAUACAUAUCUAUGUAGUACUACCUACUAGGUAUGUAUGUAUUACACAGUACUAUGUAAUCUACAUCAUCGAUCAAUGAUAUAUGUAGAGAAUCGAGAUAAGCACACGAUUAUCCAAUGUAUGUGCUUAAGCCUGAGUCUGUAUAACCAGAACUAUAUCAUUCAUUAGGUAUGUAGCUAAUGCAUUGCAUGCGCAUUUCGGUGACCGACCGAUAACUUGAAUGGACGGUACAAUUAUGUACCGACUACACAUACUACUAGGUACAGUACCUACCUCGGUAUGUAGGUUAUAUGUUUGGGAAGGAAACGGCACGAACCUUGAUCUCUUAUAAAGUCUUCUAAUUCUAUUUAGAAGACUCUUAUUUAGACAUUCUCACGCAAUUAAAUAACGGUCACCGGCAUGCGACAUCGGAUAUCCCCAAAAAUUAGAUUCACAUUUCAAGCAACGUUUCUCGGUCCCCUACCUUUCAUAUAAAUAUAUUAUAUGUAUGUAAUAUACAUCAAAGGAAAAUAAAAGGAGAAGAAAAACAUGACAUGAUACGAUAUUCUUAGUGGCAUGCAAAACGAUGGCCCCUUUGGAUGUGAAGAAGGAGGAAGGCCAGUCUGAGAAGCCAGUCUCGGGAUCUAUUAUCGAGGAUCCCUCGGCUUCUGUCUCUAGUCAAGAGGAUGUAGAAGCCGAAGCCGAAGCCGAAGUCGAAGCAGCAGAGCAACAUGAUGUCCUUCAUCCUUAUGACUCCAAGGCAAACAGUACACUGGCUAAGGUGGCGAGGGUUCUCAAUUGGAUGCCACAACGCUGUCGCUAUGAUCCCGAGAACCCACCAACCUUUACACUGUCGAUGAACAUAAUGCUGGCUCUUAGCGGUACGUUCACCGUUGCAAACCUCUAUUAUCCGCAACCAAUUUUGAACGUCCUGGCCCGAGAUUUCAACGUGAGCUAUGAACGAGCUUCCGAUGUUUCUGCGUUAUCCCAGGCAGGCUACGCUGUCGGUCUGCUCUUCCUAUGCCCCUUGGCCGAUAUGUUGCCUCGCCGCCCGUUCAUCCUUUUUCUAAUCUGGAUGACGGCAACUGUUUGGAUUGGGCUAUGUCUCACGACCAAUUUCGAUGUAUUUAUUAGCCUAUCAUUUCUCUGCGGAGUUGGAACCGUAACGCCACAACUCAUGUUACCCCUUGUUGGCGAUUUAGCACCUGCUCACCGUCGUGCCAGCUGUCUUUCUGUUGUGGUCUCAGGCUUAGCACUUGGAUUACUAAUUGCUAGAGUCCUAUCUGGCAUAGUGGCUAACUUUACCUCCUGGAGAAAUAUCUACUGGCUUGCGCUUGGCGCGCAAUACCUAACGUUGAUACUACUCUUCUUCUUUCUCCCAGAUUAUCCAACAAAGAACAAGGGUCUUAACUACUUCAAAGUACUCUGGGGGAUGGCUGUGAUGGCGGUCACAGAGCCUCUCCUUUUGCAAGCAUGUAUCAUCGGCUUCCUACUUAGUGCCUGUUUUACUUCAUUCUGGACCACUCUCACUUUCCUCCUAGCGUCGCCACCAUAUGAAUAUUCAUCGCUGGAGAUCGGCUGUUUCGCCUUUAUCGGUAUUGGCGUUAUUACUUUAUCUCCCAUUUCGUCCCGUCUCAUUACAGACCGUUUCGUCUUCCUCUUCUCUGUUAUUCUUGGCCUGGUUUUCGAGUUCAUUGGCAUUAUUAUCUCAACCUUCACAGGAAGCUUCACGGUGGCGGGGCCUAUCAUUCAUGCCAUUAUGAUGGAUUUAGGAACCAACUUUGCAAACACUGCCAAUCGGAGCAACGUCUAUAAUCUAGACCCCAAGGCAAGAAACAGAGUCAAUACUGUAUAUAUGGUUUUCUCUUUUGCAGGGCAAAUCACGGGUACGGCUGUUGGAAAUCGGCUAUACGCCCGGGGAGGUUGGGUUUGGAGCGGAAGUUCGAACAUCGCAUUCGUUGGUGUGGCCAUUAUUGUUGCUGUAAUAAGGGGGCCAAGAGAGACAGGCUGGGUAGGUUGGUCGGGGGGGUGGAAUAUAAAGAAUACCGAUGUUCGUCAGACAGAGCAAAUGGUUGCAGCCGAAGCUAACAUCGAAGCUGACAUGGAAGGAGCCUUAGCAUCACUAGAUGACUCAAAAGCAUUAAGGCGCCGAGAGACCCGUUCAGGUCCUAAUACCUAGGCUAGGGGGCAUUUACAGGCAAGGAAUCUCGUUCUACACACCUACAGUAAACCAAUAAUAUAUGUUCAUGUCUAAAUACUUCGUAGAUAUCCCAGUCA